Cygnus atratus (black swan) is the source of this 2610-nucleotide messenger RNA. RefSeq names its product charged multivesicular body protein 1A (gene CHMP1A). The record is from RefSeq and is a predicted model, not a curated record. Gene Ontology annotation, biological process: late endosome to vacuole transport; protein transport; endosome transport via multivesicular body sorting pathway. Gene Ontology annotation, cellular component: ESCRT III complex; multivesicular body. The transcript is spliced from 7 exons. NCBI's taxonomy places the organism in Eukaryota, Metazoa, Chordata, Aves, Anseriformes, Anatidae. Bases 76 to 666 code for a protein of 196 amino acids.
GGGGCCGCCCCCACCGGGAGGCGGCGCGCGCAGCCCGGAAGCGGCGGCGGCACCCGGAAGCGGCGGCGGGGCAGGAUGGACGACACGCUCUUCCAGCUGAAGUUCACGGCCAAGCAGCUGGAGAAGCUCGCUAAAAAGGCUGAGAAGGACUCCAAGGCAGAGCAAGCUAAGGUCAAGAAGGCCCUUCAGCAGAAGAACGUGGAAUGUGCUCGUGUCUACGCGGAGAAUGCCAUUCGCAAGAAGAACGAGGGGCUGAACUGGCUCCGCAUGGCUUCCCGAGUGGAUGCCGUGGCCUCCAAGGUGCAGACGGCCGUGACGAUGAAAGGGGUGACCAAAAACAUGGCUCAGGUGACUAAGGCUCUGGACAAGGCUCUGAGCUCCAUGGACCUGCAGAAGGUGUCUGCUGUGAUGGAUAAAUUCGAGCAGCAGGUUCAGAAUUUGGAUGUUCAUACGUCGGUCAUGGAGGACUCCAUGAGCUCCGCCACCACCCUGACCACGCCGCAGGAGCAGGUGGACAGCCUCAUCGUGCAGAUCGCCGAGGAGAACGGCUUGGAGAUCAUGGACCAGCUCAGCCAGCUCCCCGAGGGGGCUUCGGCGGUGGGCGAGAGCUCGGUGCGCUCCCAGGAGGACCAGCUGUCACGGAGGUUGGCUGCCUUGCGGAAUUAAGGUCUCCUGCCUCCCCUGCGGACUGCUGCCACACUGGUUGUAUGGUGUGUGGGGACGGAGGGACCCAGGACUCCUUCCCCUCUGCCCGUUAUGUCCUUGCUCUGACCUGCUGGCCGGGCAGGGCUGGCCCCUCCUGCAGCAGCACGUCCCCAGCCCUGCCCGCUUCCCUGCAGACUUCUUUUGGGGUGCGACGGUGACCGGAGCUGGCAGAGAUCCCGGCAGGGGGAAUGGAGCAAGGGCAGCCCUUCUCUGGGCUUGACGGAUGCUUCGCUGGUUCUGAUUUUAGGGUGAUUUUAGGGUGUUCUUCAUUUGCGGGUCGCUGCUGGUUUCUCGCGGCGCCCCGUGAUGCAACGUGCCACUCCUGAUUUAACACUAAACGAAUCCUUCUGGGGGUGGGUUGUGGCGUCUCCUGGGGUGCUGGUUGCCUGCCUCCUCCGUGCGUAGCACGCUUGUUACCUGCUGUAGGGCCUCCCAGCUGUGGGCAGCACCCGGCAGGGGCCCGCAGCAAGCAGCUGUGCCCUCGGCGUUGCAGCAGGAGGGGUGGGGGCUCGCUCCCCGCGGGGCGGUGGUGUUUCUGUGGGGUUUGUGCCUUGCAGGAAGGCGUGGGUACGCCGCCGCACCUCUCGCCUAGCAGCGACCUUCCCCAGCCCCUGCUGCCCGGUUCGUAGCCAUACCUGCUGGCCCUGCUUGCAGACCUCGCCUUGCCGACUCGCCUGGCCCUGGCAGGCUGACCCUCCCCGCGUCUCUACCACGAAGUGGCCUUUGAAACGCUCGUCCUGCCCCGCGAAUCCGCCCGUGCCCCCUCCCAGCGCUGCAGGCAGUGAGUUAGCGGGGCCGUGACCCUGGGGGGCCGGUCUGUGCCUGGCAUCGCAGCCUCGUCCUGGCCGCAUGGGCGUACCGGGGUGGGUGCCAAACCGUCCUGGGCACGCAUCCGCCUGUCCCCUGGGUCCCCCUGCUGCCGUUUCCUCCCCGCUGUCCCCACCUUGCCACAUCUCCGUGCCCGGGGGGCUGGCACCGGGCUGGGCGGGAGGCACGGCGGUCGGCUCGCGGGGAAAUGGGGCUGCCCGGGGCUGAUGCUCCCAGCGCCCCUUCUCCCCUGCGACUCCCCGAGGUACCGAGUGGGUGGGAAGCUUGCGGGAAGGAAACGGAGCUUCCUUUGGCUCUCAGGAGGAGGAAUUUCAGCCCCCUCGCUGCAGGCCGUGAGUGAGCACCCUGCGGCCGCCCGGCCCCGCAGCGCUGGAGCUGCCCUGGUGCGCCCGCAGCGCGGAGCUGUGCGGCACGCGGCUGCUGCUGCCACGGGCAGCUCCCGUCCAUCAGCUUUAGUGGGAAUUCUGACACACGCGGCCGCUGCGUGGGGCUGGGCUGAGAGCGGGGCCUCGGCGGCCGUCUGCGGGGCAGGGGAAGCGCGGGGAUGGGCGGCAGCCCCUGCACACCUCCGGUGCUGGCGCCCGGCCCGGCUCAGGCCACGGACACAGGGCAGGACACGCUCCAGGCCGGGGCCACCGCCUCGGUGCUUGUAACUAAAACACUGCGUGCUGUUUGAAUUAUUUUUUUUUUUUCUGAGUUCAGUGGCCUUGGCUGCAUGUGUCUAGCUGAGAGAGCCUUCCGCCCUCGUGUGCCGGGGUGGGGACGUGGGGGGGUGACAACAGGGCAGCAGGAGGGGGCUUUGGGCUGCAAAGCCACUUGUGCACGGUGCCUGCACCACGGAGCAGGGCUGCCACCAGCACCCGGCCCUGCAUCGGCACCGGGCUGGGGGCUGGCACGUGCCCCCCGGCCCAUGGAACCACUCCCUCUUCCCGUGAUGUUUCUGUCUUGAUUCCUGUUGGGUUUUUGUUGUUGUGUUUUGUUUUUCUUUUUUUUUUAAGCUUGUCUCCGUUGCCUUUUUCUUCUCCAACACACUGUUGAUUACCUUCUGCUAUUUUAAAUAAAACCUGCCUGAACAUC